This is a messenger RNA of Pan troglodytes (chimpanzee), 1527 nucleotides long. RefSeq names its product cytochrome P450 family 17 subfamily A member 1 (gene CYP17A1). NCBI's taxonomy places the organism in Eukaryota, Metazoa, Chordata, Mammalia, Primates, Hominidae. Gene Ontology annotation, molecular function: steroid 17-alpha-monooxygenase activity; iron ion binding; heme binding. Gene Ontology annotation, biological process: progesterone metabolic process; hormone biosynthetic process. The record is from RefSeq and is marked provisional.
AUGUGGGAGCUCGUGGCUCUCUUGCUGCUUACACUAGCUUAUUUGUUUUGGCCCAAGAGAAGGUGCCCUGGUGCCAAGUACCCCAAGAGCCUCCUGUCCCUGCCCCUGGUGGGCAGCCUGCCAUUCCUCCCCAGACAUGGCCAUAUGCAUAACAACUUCUUCAAGCUGCAGGAAAAAUAUGGCCCCAUCUAUUCCGUUCGUAUGGGCACCAAGACUACAGUGAUUGUCGGCCACCACCAGCUGGCCAAGGAGGUGCUUAUUAAGAAGGGCAAGGACUUCUCUGGGCGGCCUCAAAUGGCAACUCUAGACAUCGCGUCCAACAACCGUAAGGGUAUCGCCUUCGCUGACUCUGGCGCACACUGGCAGCUGCAUCGAAGGCUGGCAAUGGCCACCUUUGCCCUGUUCAAGGACGGCGAUCAGAAGCUGGAGAAGAUCAUUUGUCAGGAAAUCAGUACAUUGUGUGAUAUGCUGGCCACCCACAACGGACAGUCCAUAGACAUCUCCUUUCCUGUCUUCGUGGCGGUAACCAAUGUCAUCUCCUUGAUCUGCUUCAAUACCUCCUACAAGAAUGGGGACCCUGAGUUGAAUAUUAUACAGAAUUACAAUGAAGGCAUCAUAGACAACCUGAGCAAAGACAGCCUGGUGGACCUAGUCCCCUGGUUGAAGAUUUUCCCCAACAAAACCCUGGAAAAAUUAAAGAGCCAUGUUAAAAUACGAAAUGAUCUGCUGAAUAAAAUACUUGAAAAUUACAAGGAGAAAUUCCGGAGUGACUCUAUCACCAACAUGCUGGACACACUGAUGCAAGCCAAGAUGAACUCAGAUAAUGGCAAUGCUGGCCCAGAUCAAGACUCAGAGCUGCUUUCAGAUAACCACAUUCUCACCACCAUAGGGGACAUCUUUGGGGCUGGCGUGGAGACCACCACCUCUGUGGUUAAAUGGACCCUGGCCUUCCUGCUGCACAAUCCUCAGGUGAAGAAGAAGCUCUACGAGGAGAUUGACCAGAAUGUGGGUUUCAGCCGCACACCAACUAUCAGUGACCGUAACCGUCUCCUCCUUCUGGAGGCCACCAUCCGAGAGGUGCUUCGCCUCAGGCCCGUGGCCCCUAUGCUCAUCCCCCACAAGGCCAACGUUGACUCCAGCAUCGGUGAGUUUGCUGUGGACAAGGGCACACAAGUUAUCAUCAAUCUGUGGGCGCUGCAUCACAAUGAGAAGGAGUGGCACCAGCCGGAUCAGUUCAUGCCUGAGCGUUUCUUGAAUCCAGCGGGGACCCAGCUCAUCUCACCGUCAGUAAGCUAUUUGCCCUUCGGAGCAGGACCUCGCUCCUGUAUAGGUGAGAUCCUGGCCCGCCAGGAGCUCUUCCUCAUCAUGGCCUGGCUGCUGCAGAGGUUCGACCUGGAGGUGCCAGAUGAUGGACAGCUGCCCUCCCUGGAAGGCAUCCCCAAGGUGGUCUUUCUGAUCGACUCUUUCAAAGUGAAGAUCAAGGUGCGCCAGGCCUGGAGGGAAGCCCAGGCUGAGGGUAGCACCUAA